This is a messenger RNA of Racocetra fulgida, 748 nucleotides long. NCBI's taxonomy places the organism in Eukaryota, Fungi, Glomeromycota, Glomeromycetes, Diversisporales, Gigasporaceae. The record is from the annotation of a GenBank genome assembly.
AGCUCACAAUGGUUUGUGUCUUUCAAAUACAUAUAUUAAUAUUUCUACACCAUUGAGAUGGAAAUGUUCUAGAGAUCAUGAAUGGGAUGCUCCACUUGAUAGAAUAAAAUAUAAGAAUACUUGGUGCCCUGUUUGUGAAGGUCGACAUUCUUUUCAUCUUGAAAUCGCUAAAAAGAUUGCUAUAAAUAAAGGUGGAUUAUGUCUUUCUAUCCAAUGUACAGCUACCAAAGAAUUAUUAGAAAAGCCUUGUACUCUUGAAGAUGCUAUAAAAGUCGCACAUGCUAGAAAUGGAAAAUGUCUUUCUGAAAAAUUUAUUAAUACAUUAAAAAUGCAAAUUCAUGGUGUCCCCAUUGUUCUGGACGAUAUGCUUGUAAUAUUGAUCAAGCCAAGCAAAUUGCAUUUAGCCGGAAUGUUAUGUCGUGAAAUUUUAACAGAAUAUCUUGGAUCUCCUUCACUAACCCGCAGGCCUGAAUUCUUAAAAACACCAGAACAUUCCAUAGGUUUAGAACUUGAUAUAUUUUAUCCUGAAUAUGGUUUUGCAAUUGAAGUACAAGGAGUGCAACAUGAAAAAUAUAUUGAAUUCUUUCAUAAUGACGAUCCCAAUAAUUUUAUUAAACAGCAAGAGCGAGAUCAACUCAAGAAAGAAUUGUGCAAAGAAAACUGGAUUGCUUUAAGGUAUGUCUGGUAUUAUGAAGAUCCAUAUAUAGUUAUUCCAGAACAUCUUCGAGAAUUGGGUCUUAUUAAGUAA